Molecule: messenger RNA, 678 nt
Organism: Dicrocoelium dendriticum
Lineage: Eukaryota; Metazoa; Platyhelminthes; Trematoda; Plagiorchiida; Dicrocoeliidae
Source: the annotation of a GenBank genome assembly
AUGGAUGAUAUGAUGCCGACCACGAAGAAAUAUCCGCCCUCUUAUACCGCGCAAGUGUCGGAAAUACGGAAUGUUCGUUAUCAGAUGAUUCACAUUCAGCCGCUUCUUUAUAAAAUCAGUUGGGACCCCGGAUACCUGGAUACUGAAAUGAGUGGUGAAUCUGGCCAAAACAGUCUGCAUUUUUCCCGAAAUACUUCCAAGGAGGAAACAGCUAUCCAAUUGGAUUCACCGAGAAAAUACAGAGUCGUUUGGGGUCCCAAUCAAGACCAAGCAAUCAACUCUACUUUGUGGAAGAAGUCACCGGGACUUCGUCCUCGCAUCAAUCCUAUUUUUACUGAGACUAAAGUGUUGCGGAAUGGGGAGACCUCUAUAUUGCUGAAAUCGUUGAAACCAGGAAAACAGUAUGUCGUGAUGGUGCAAACUCUUGCAAGCACACCCACGUCCAACAGCAUAGAUACCCUGGAUUCGAAAGAAAUUUCCUUUACGUCUUCCAGUGAAGGGCUUCCGUCGUCCAUGCACAACAUGGCAGACAAACAGUCGAUGCGGAUUGGCCGCGAAUUUUACUUGUAUUUUGAAACACCGAGGUCAAGCCCUGCAGCGGAAUCUUUGCGAUUGGUGCAACGGAGCAUGAAUAAGUUUCAUGGAACUUCGCCCAUUUUCAGCCCGGUGAUAAUUUAA